Messenger RNA from Nerophis ophidion (straightnose pipefish), 4370 nucleotides. RefSeq names its product protein tyrosine phosphatase receptor type A (gene ptpra). Gene Ontology annotation, cellular component: extracellular region. The transcript has 23 exons. The record is from RefSeq and is a predicted model, not a curated record. Gene Ontology annotation, biological process: multicellular organism development; protein dephosphorylation. Bases 515 to 3049 code for a protein of 844 amino acids. Gene Ontology annotation, molecular function: hormone activity; protein tyrosine phosphatase activity. Lineage: Eukaryota; Metazoa; Chordata; Actinopteri; Syngnathiformes; Syngnathidae.
CACACACACACACACACACACACACACACACACACACACACACACACACACACACACACACACACACACACACACACACACACACAACAUGGCGGUGUAGAAUGCUCGGCCGACGUCCCGGACUGAGGCGACAAAAGCGAGGGAUUGCAGCCCAAAUAUGACCGGAAGCUAAGAUCGGAGGACGCAUGAGGGCGCAUUAAUCUUUCUUUUCCGGCCUGGAUUGUGCUGCGUGCUGCGUGCUGAGGCUUUAGCGGCGGAGUCUUGUUGGCGGCGUGUCCGAGCCCCGAGCCUCCUGCUCGGCUACCAGCAGCCCCCCUGCUCCCCCUGGUCGCCCCCAGCCCGCUCCCUGUCUCCUGCAGGGGUGUCGGGGCCGAAAGCCAGGACGAGGGAGCGGACUCACAUUCCUCGGCCUUUGCCCCUCCUGGGCUUCCUCUGGGCGUUCCUGCUGCCUGGAACCUGCUGUGCGAAUGAGUGAUUGAUCCCAUCUUCACAUCUUUAGCCGAUGUAGGACAGAAUGGCCGUGCGUGCCUUGCUGCUGCUGCUCAGUCUGGCCCUGGGGGUCUCAGCCCAGGACCAUGUCCCUGCUGCAACUGCUCCAAAUAUCUCCGACAAAUGGACAGAAGUCCCCAGCGCAGAGGUUAAGAUGACAGUGGCUCCCAAGCAAGCCGCCUCAGGGCCACCGCCAGCACUGACCCUCGGAGUCAUCCCAGUGACGACGACAACAACGGCGAGCCCAGCUGUUGCCGAGGAUGUCCAAGUGGUGGAUUCUAACGCCACAGUCUGGUUGGCACCCAUCCCUCCGCCCCCGUCCCAAGCUCCAUCCCAUGGCUUCCAGCCCACGCAGAGCCCGGAGACCCCCUCUCUUACCACGUCUGUGGAUAGUGAGAACGGCACCACGGUUUCCACAGCAGACACGCCUACUCCCGAAAUGUACAUUGAAGAUGAGGACUUUACCAUGGAGACCGAGUCCACUACAGAAAUGGAGUUCCCCUCAGAUGCCAGCCCACAUGACGACAGCCCUUCUGACGACAUGCCAAUCAUCGCAGUCAUGGUGGCCCUCUCCUCCCUCCUGAUCAUCAUCUUCAUCAUCAUCAUCCUCUACAUGCUCAGGUUCAAGAAAUACAAGCAGGCAGGAAGCCACUCCAACUCCUUCAGACUGGCCAAUGGCAGAUCAGAUGACACAGAACUCCAGAGUGUGCCGCUAUUGGCCCGUUCGCCGAGCACAAACAGGAAGUACCCGCCCCUUCCUGUCGACAAGCUGGAGGAAGAAAUGAAUCGUCGCAUGGCCGAUGACAACAAGCUCUUCAGGGAGGAGUUUAACGCUCUGCCAGUCUGUCCUAUCCAGGCAACGGUGGAUGCUGCCUCCAAGGAGGAGAAUAAAGAAAAGAACAGAUAUGUCAACAUCCUGCCAUACGAUCACUCCAGGGUGCAUCUCUCAUCUCUGGAAGGCGUCCCCGACUCUGACUUUAUCAACGCCUCCUUUAUAAAUGGCUACCAGGAGAAGAACAAGUUCAUUGCAGCUCAAGGGCCAAAGGAGGAGACGGUAAAUGACUACUGGCGGAUGAUCUGGGAGCAGAACACAGCCACCAUAGUCAUGGUGACCAAUCUGAAGGAGAGGAAAGAGUGCAAAUGUGCUCAGUACUGGCCGGACCAGGGCUGCUGGACAUAUGGAAACAUCCGGGUGUCUGUGGAAGACGCCAUGGUUCUUGUAGAUUACACCAUCCGCAAGUUUUGCAUCCAACAGGUGGGAGAUGUGUCUGGCAAGAAGCCUCAAAGGCUGGUCACUCAGUUCCACUUCACCAGCUGGCCAGACUUUGGUGUUCCCUUCACCCCCAUCGGAAUGUUGAAGUUCCUGAAGAAAGUGAAAACGUACAACCCUCAAUACGCCGGGCCCAUUGUGGUCCACUGCAGCGCGGGGGUCGGCAGGACGGGCACCUUCAUCGUCAUCGACGCCAUGUUAGACAUGAUGAAUUCCGAGAGGAAAGUGGACGUGUUCGGCUUUGUCACCAGGAUUCGAGCCCAGCGCUGUCAGAUGGUCCAAACUGAUAUGCAGUACGUGUUCAUCUUCCAGGCCUUGUUGGAGCACUAUCUUUACGGAGACACCGAGCUGGAGGUGACCUCACUGGAGUCUCACCUGGCCAAACUCUACUCCCCUGCACCUGGAGCUGGCUGCAGUGGUCUGGAGGCGGAAUUCAAGAAACUCACGUCCAUCAAGAUCCAGAAUGACAAAAUGCGAACAGGCAAUCUGCCGGCCAACAUGAAGAAGAACAGAGUUCUGCAGAUCAUUCCAUACGAGUUCAACAGAGUGAUCAUCCCAGUGAAAAGAGGAGAAGAGAACACGGACUACGUCAAUGCAUCUUUCAUUGACGGUUACCGUCAGAAGGACUCGUACAUGGCCAGCCAGGGGCCCCUGCAGCACACCAUGGAGGACUUCUGGAGGAUGAUCUGGGAGUGGAGAAGCUGCUCCAUCGUGAUGCUGACUGAGCUGGAGGAGAGAGGGCAGGAGAAGUGUGCUCAGUAUUGGCCCAGCGAUGGCGUGCUGGUGCACGGGGACAUCUCCACCCAACUGAAAAGGGAGGAGGAGAGUGAAAGUUACACAGUGCGAGACCUGCUGGUCACAAACAACAAGGAGAACAAGGCUCGAGCGGUGCGUCAGUUUCAUUUCCACGGCUGGCCAGAGGUGGGCAUCCCCACUGACGGGAAAGGAAUGAUCAAUAUCAUCGCUGCAGUGCAGAAACAGCAGCAGCAGUCUGGCAACCAUCCAAUCACAGUCCAUUGCAGUGCCGGUGCAGGCAGGACCGGAACAUUCUGUGCUUUGAGUACAGUCCUGGAGAGGGUGAAGGCAGAAGGCAUCCUGGAUGUCUUUCAGACAGUCAAGAGUCUGAGGCUGCAGAGACCACACAUGGUGCAGACACUGGAGCAGUACGAGUUCUGCUACAAAGUGGUUCAGGAGUACAUCGAUGCCUUUUCCGACUACGCCAAUUUCAAUACUUUUCUGGCAACUCGGUCUAUGGACGGGACAAAAGUGACGCCAGGAAUGGAGGAUUGAGUCCAAAGGACGGAGCAGAAGGAGAUACCUUCUUGAGUAUUUUGGAAGAGAGGCCUUGUUGAAACUGACAUACAGGACACAUGUUUACUGUCUUGCUUCUUAUUAUUUUACUAUCACACACACUUUUCACUUUGGCUGCGUUUCUGGGCGGCCCAUGUAAAGUAUUUUAUUUAUAUAAAUAUAUAUAUGUAUAUAUAUAUAUAUAUAUAUAUAUAUAUAUAUAUAUAUAUAUAUAUAUAUAUAUAUAUAUAUAUAUAUAAAAUCUAUAUGAAUAUAAAACAAAUGCUUCGGAGGCUUCUGUAAAAUAUUGUUAUUUUGACUUUCUAAGGACAGAGAGGAAGAGCUUCUGGCUGAGUCACAGUGUAGCAGCGUGAGCAGUGUCCAAGGCUCUGAUCAAAGUCACCGGCACAGAUCAAUGUAACUUAUUGAUAGAUUUCAAGCCAGCUGUGAGGUCCGAGACCAUCUAAUAUACACAUGGCCAACAGGGGGCAGCAUUGGUCUCUCUUUAAAGAAGUGACUACUGGAGAGCAAAGUUGUUUAGGCUGCCAGAAAGUGUGCUCCAUUCAAAUGAAAAUGAAUAGAAAUACUUUUUACCCACAAGACACAAGGGUGUCCAAACUAUUGCCCGCCGGCGUCUUUAGUUUGACCCGCAAGAUGUCCUGAGUUCAAUAAUGAAUCUGACCUGUGGGGAGCCGACAACUUCAUAUUUUAAAUAGCUGACAGUCUUAAUUGCUACUAUUCCACCGCCACCUUGUGGACAGUGUGAGUAAAUCAAGUCAUUGACGAUGAAUUUACCGAUAUGACCCAAUCCAAGAAACCUUUGCCACUCAUGGUGCAAACUGCCACCAAACACAGGAAGUCAACACACACAACACAACCUGCUCACCCAAACUAUGUGGAUGUUGUUGAAAAACUUUACAAACUCUGUACAUAGUUCAAGAAAAUACUCAUUUAAUGCCUCUACAAUAAAUGAUAGGAAAAUGCAUAUAUAUAAGUGUGUGUGUGUGUGUGUGUGUGUGUGUGUGUGUGUGUGUGUGUGUGUGUGUGUGUGUGUGUGUGUGUGUGUGUGUGUGUGUGUGUGUGUUUCAGCCCCCGGCCAAAUUUGUAUAGAGUUCAAUGUGGGCUCCAAGUCAAAAAGUUUGGACACCCCUGAUCUAUAUGGACAAAAGUAUUUGAAUACAUUUGUGUUUUUAGUACUAAUUGAGAGCCAAUCAAAGAAUUAGGUUGAACUUCAAAUGGUCAAAAGACGUUUUUUAGGAUGUCCCAAUACUUUUGUCCCUACUGUAUUGGCUAUUAAAGAACCAAAAACACGCACAAGUCA